Molecule: messenger RNA, 3968 nt
Organism: Ylistrum balloti
Lineage: Eukaryota; Metazoa; Mollusca; Bivalvia; Pectinida; Pectinidae
Product: PRKCA-binding protein-like
Exons: 10
Coding region: 40-1284 (414 amino acids)
Biological process (GO): dendritic spine maintenance; receptor clustering; positive regulation of receptor internalization
Cellular component (GO): trans-Golgi network membrane; synaptic vesicle; neuron projection
Molecular function (GO): protein domain specific binding; protein kinase C binding; phospholipid binding
Source: RefSeq, a predicted model, not a curated record
AAGGCUGAAAAGUCUGUUAUAUGCUAAUUGAAAGAAAAUAUGUAUUAUGACCAGGGCGGAAUGGAGUACGAAAUGGAAGAAGACAAACUGGGUAUGAAAGUGACAUCUGGCAGUAUAGUGCUGAAAAAGGAUGCCCAGAAUCUAAUCGGAAUCAGUAUAGGGGGUGGAGCCCCACUUUGUCCUUGCCUCUACGUCGUCCAGAUAUUCGAUAACACUCCUGCUGCCAAGGAUGGCACUUUGGCCUCAGGGGAUGAGAUUACUGGAGUGAAUGGACAGUCAGCCAAGGGCAAGAGUAAAGUGGAAGUUGCGAAAAUGAUACAGUCAAUAUCAGAAGAAGUAACGAUUAACUAUAAUAAAUUACAUGCCGAUCCAAAGCAAGGAAAAUCUCUUGAUAUAGUUUUAAAAAAGGUGAAACAUCGUGUGGUGGAGACCAUGAAUACAAAUACGGCUGACGCCUUAGGUCUGAGUAGAGCAAUCUUAUGUAAUGAUGGAUUAGUUAAGAAGCUUGAAGAACUGGAGAAGACAGCUGACAUGUAUAAAGGUUUAAUUGAACAGACAAAGAAGUUACUCAAGUCCACAUUUGAACUGUCGCAGUCCCAUAAGUUGUUUGGGGAGGUGUUUUCCAGCAUUGGAGUGCGCGAGCCUCAACCUGCAGCGAGUGAAGCCUUCAGCAUGUUUGGGGAAGCACAUCGUAACAUGGAGAAGUUUGCCAUCAAGAUGUUAAAAACCGCAAAACCAAUGAUAAGUGAUCUCAACACAUACCUACAUAAAGCAGUUCCAGACACAAGACUUACCAUAAAGAAAUAUCUGGAUGUUAAGUUUGAGUAUCUGGCUUAUUGUCUUAAGGUGAAGGAAAUGGAUGAUGAGGAAUAUAGCUAUGCAGCAUUACAGGAACCACUGUACCGAGUGGAAACGGGGAACUAUGAAUACAGGUUAGUGUUGCGCUGUCGACAAGAUGCCCGUCAGAGAUUCGCCAAAAUGAGAGCCGACGUCCUUGUCAAAAUGGAACUUCUAGACCAAAAACAUGUCCAAGACAUUGUGUUCCAGCUACAACGGUUUGUGUCAGCAAUGGCUAAGUAUCACAAUGACUGCCAUUCAGUCAUGAAGAAGGCUGUUGUGUUCCCCAUAGAGGUGGAUCUGUCUCGCGGCACAUUCACAUACGACACCACAAACCAGUUCAACGACGAAGAAGAAGAGGAAGAGGAGGAUGGGAUCGAGGGUACUGUGGAAACAGGGACAGAGGUUGGAGUCACAGAGACAAAUGACCUUAUCAGUACUGAUUAGGGGCCAGUGAAGGGUUGAAGGAAGGUAAAAAGUGAAAAAGGGGAAGUAGGAGAGGGGGAGAGCAAGUGCAUGUCCUUAUUUCUUACUUAAUAUGAAUGAGUAAGGACUACUUCAAAGUUUUUAAAACCAAUAUACCAAAAAGAAAUUCAGACUUUAACAGUGAUUGUUGAUCAGGAGUUCUGUUAUACUUAAAAUGCUUAAGGUUUAUAGGAAUUCAGCAAAAAUAAACAGAAAUGAGGAAAGAUUUCUCUCGACAACAGGGCAACAACUGGAUUGAAUGUCUGUUAGUGUCACAAAAAGAUGUUAAAUUUUAUGUAUUUUUUUGUGGUUUAACAAACACAGAUGACAAAUGUGUAUUAAAUACUUUUUUAUUAUUAAGAUGGGCAAAAGAAAAUUGUGUGGUUUUCUGUUUUUUUUUAAAAGUUAAUUAUCUAAAGAUUUUUCUAAUUAACUGUUAGUGUUCAAAUCAUCAAUGAAAAAUCAUAUUGUGAAUAUUGUUCCCAAUUAAUACCAUUAUAUCCAAAUCCUGACUUCUUGAAUUUUGUGGAUAUCCAAUUUUAUUUGAUAUAUAUGGCUCCAAUAUAUAAGGUUUCUGUGUAUUUAACCCUGCCACAUCUGAUAAAAUGUGAUAUCCCACCAUCAUGUCAGGUUCUUGCGAACCGUAUUUCACUUUAGAAAAGAUUUUUUCUUAUUAUUUAUUUGAAGUCAUCCAUUCUAUAUGUGUAAUGUAUUUAUCUGAAAUUUCUACGCAUAUAUGAUUGAAUAAUGAUGUGAAUGGAUUGUGAGAACGACCGUAGACUUACAGUUGAUGCGAAGUAAAUGAAAUGUGAUUUCUAAUCAGACGCUCUUUUCAGUCUCUGCAAUUAUGUUCAGCGAGAGAGAUGAUUUUUGCAUCAAUUCAUUUAUGAUGAAUUUAUAACUUUCAGAGAGGUUCAGCAUUGAAAAGUGUCAUCUUUCAGAACUUUCCUUUGGAAGAAAAAAAAUUGACAUCGUGUUCAUCAAUGAUAAUCUUACUACUCGUACCAAACCAUAUCUGUACUUGAAGCAAUAAUCAUGAAUCAAAUGAUAGGAAUGUUAGUGGGUUUUUUUUAAUCACACUUGUGUGUGUACAGUUGUUUUAUUAUCAGAAAUCUAGACAAACGUGUACAAUUCCAGCAGCCAUUCAUCUGUGACAGUUUAUGGAUAUCAGUAUUUUCUCUUCCUAGAGCAUCAUCUUCUUAGUGUGACUAUACAUGUAUCAAAGUCAUCAACAUUGAGCAUGGUUGAUUAGUUGGAUUAGUGACCUGAUUAUGUUUGCAAGAAAAAAGGACCUGGUAUCCUGAAGUGUGUUUUAAUCCAGCAUUUGGAGGCCUAUUUUUGCCACGAAACAAUGUUGGAGACUAGGCAUUCUAGUUCUGAAGUAAACCUAAACUACAAAAUAAACGUUAUGUAUGCUAAUGGUGCCAGAUAUAACCAAUGUUAGCUUCAGGACAAAUCUUAAUGAAGUACAAAGGUAAUGUGACAAUUCAUAGGUAUGACAAUGUGUAGUCUGUUAACUACCUUUUGCUGCUGCACGGUUGAAUGUCCAUGUACCAAAGUGAAUCCACAUCAAAUAUUGUCAGUAGUUGGGCAAGUUACCACUGCCUAUGUUCUAGUGACAGCUUACCCUGUGGUAAACAUUAUAUAAUGAGGAUGAUUUCAUAAAAUAUCUGACUACAACUAGUUCUCUAUUUGAGUAACAAAGAUAAAUUCAGUUGAUACAUUGCAUACCGUUAUCAUUAAUAAAUCUGUUUCAAUGUAAUAGUUUCAUGCUGACCUUCCAUGUUCAUCAGUGGUUGUGUUCAAUUACAUGGACAUUUUUAAAACAUUUUUUGUACAUGUAUGUGAAAAUUAGAAAUCCAAAAUAUAUUGUUUUGUAAAUGUCUCCCUAUAAAGAAUCCAGCAUUAUGCAGUUUUAUAUGUAUAAAAUCUCAAUCGUGAGUUUAUAACAAAUUUUGUUAUAAAUUUUAACAUCGUAAGUCUGUAUAUCUAUUAAUGACUUGAAGAAUCUCGGUAAAAACUUUUAUUUGAUAAUGCUAACUUAAUAGAAAUUAAAUAUUUGGUGUAUACCUGUAACAGUCAAAACAUUCCAUUUACAUUCCAUCAACAUCAAUUUUAACUUAUAAUGCAAGAGCUAUGUGCUUUUCUGAAGUAGAAAAUAUAUUUCAAUUUUUCUGACUUACAUUGAUAAACUGUUUAUUGCAUUCACACAAAUACAAGAAUGGUUUUAACAGUUAAAGUGAGACAAAGAUUUAUUUCUAGAUAUGUUAUGACAAGGUUUAUAGUGCAAUAAUACCGAUUUAAUUAUGGAAAUCUUGAAGAAAUCGUUUGAUACGUAUGUUGAAACCAUUUUCUUUGAACACUACAAAAGGAGAGAUUUCAUAGUUAGGGAAAGAUAUGCCUGUAGCAACAGUAGAUUUUAGCUGAUUGGGACUUGUUAGAAAUCCAUGAAAGAGUCAUUCCAAAUAAAUUCAUACAUUAUCAAUAUUUAUAAACAUUAUAAAACGUACCUGUGAAAUCUCUUUUAAAGUGCAAAUUUUACAUUUUGUUUUGUUAUUAUUUUGUAAUGUGUGAAUGACAUUAUUUUCGUUGUGGAAGUAUUGACCAAAUGUUGUAUUGUUUUAUAUUCUUCACUGUAUACUUACCUUAUUUAUGUUGUGAUAGUA